Molecule: messenger RNA, 1590 nt
Organism: Necator americanus (New World hookworm)
Lineage: Eukaryota; Metazoa; Nematoda; Chromadorea; Rhabditida; Ancylostomatidae
Exons: 10
Coding region: 1-1590 (529 amino acids)
Source: RefSeq, a predicted model, not a curated record
AUGGUCCUACCGCUCUGUCGGUGCCGAGUACUGUACAUAGGAUCAUCAGUUCCAACUAUCACUAAGGAUGGUCUACAGGGUAUACAACAACCGUUAAGGGAACGUUAUCCAGUAGAGGACACCCCAGAAACUCGGGGUAUCGAUUCAUGGUUGUCCGUCUGGUCCAAUGGUAUUCUACUCGAGUACAUUGAAGGGGAUAAAAAGAGCGAGACGGCCUUCUUUCCUAUCAACACGUUGCACUAUUGCGCUGCUGUCCGAUACGUGAAUGUUACCGGAUAUGCGGUUGAAGGAGGUGGAGAACGAUUUCUUCCGCUUGACUCGCCUUUUGCCAACAUUCCAGACUCGCCACAUCCGCCGAUUUUUGCGGCGAUCAUGAGAAGAACCACUGGAGUCAAGGUGCUUGAAUGUCAUGGUUUCAUUUGUACGAACAACAAGGCGGCAAAUGCGCUUGUUCGAUGCUGUUUUCAUGCUUACGCGGACUCGAUCUACCUCAAAAUGGACGAGAAAGUGCCUGGAUUAAAGGCUAUCAAGGAAGGAUCUACAGGAGAACGGUCGCCGGGUAGUCCACAAAGCGAAGAGAACAACUCCGUUGAGGGCGAAGAUCAAGUGGAUCGAGCGCCUAAGGGUUGGGAACGACGCCAGCAGGAUGGCGAAUACGACAGCGUAAGCAUUAGUAGUAGCCUCGUCAGAGGAGGGAAAAGAGCAGCCAGUGAGACAGGUGCGGUACGUACGGCUCUGGUGCCUUUCGCAGAAGCGCCACGUCGGGCAGGUUCCGAAGCGGAUCUGGCGUACGCGGACCCUCGCCUCUACGCAGCUCCAGUGCCUCCACCGGGAGCUCGGAUGCCUUUCCCGAUGCCACCUCAUCCUAUGAUGGGAUUUCCGCCACCACCUCCACCACCACCACCACCACACCUCUUCCGCGGUGCAUUCCCUCCUCAUCCGCCACCACCACACAUGUUGCCUCCACCUAUGCGGUUACCACCAGGAGUUCGGAUGCCACCGCCACCUCCACACAUGUAUCCUUUGAUGCCUCCUCCAUUCGCACCCAGAGGCUACUUUAUGCCUCCUCCACCUCCUCACUUCAUGAUGCCUCCGUUCCGUCCUGCGAGUCCUGGCGAAGGACCGAUCAUCACCGGGCCGGAAUCCAUAUACGGUACUAUACCUCGACGAAGUGCAUAUGAGGAACCGGUCUACAUGCCAGGAUCACAUGCUGGCCCUCCUGAAGCAUCCUAUCAACCUGCUAACUAUUCCACAGAUCACUAUGAGUCCUACUAUGACACAUACAAAAGAAGGACGCUGAAGAAGGAUAGUAUGAAUUCUCGACAAGAUUCUUCUUCAGUUUGGGAACAAUACGAGGCGGGGAUCUACAGAAAACCUCAUCUAAACGAAAAAGCCUUCGGCGGCACAUUGAGGUCUAAUGCGGCAAAAGAGACAAACAACACCACACUUAACAGGAACGGCAGUGCCGAACUCGCCACGCAAACUGUUGAGGCUACAGUUUCCCGACCGGAUACACCUCCAGUCGACUACGAGGCUUUCGAGAAUAUGAAGAUCAAGCACGAGGGGAAUGGACGAACUCCCGUCUAUUAA